Molecule: messenger RNA, 2230 nt
Organism: Megachile rotundata (alfalfa leafcutting bee)
Lineage: Eukaryota; Metazoa; Arthropoda; Insecta; Hymenoptera; Megachilidae
Product: serine protease inhibitor dipetalogastin-like
Molecular function (GO): serine-type endopeptidase inhibitor activity; protein binding
Source: RefSeq, a predicted model, not a curated record
UUGAUCUUACACUGCUUAAAAUACAUUUUGUGGGUCCAAGAAUAUAGAUUAUAUGUUCAGAACAAUUGGUGCACUAUAGUGUAUCUCGUCGGUGAUACAGGGAAUGACAUAAGCAUGGCAAACAGUUUGUUUCCUUGCUUUGAUUAAGAAUCCAAACUCAAAUGUAAAUUUCCUUAGUAAGAUAAGUUUUAACGUCGAUAUAUCAGUUUAUAUCACGUCUGUGAUAAGAUAACUGCAACAGCAUUUCUCCGCGAUUUGGCGGGAAUAUUUUGAUGAAAACAACACGUUCCCGAUAAUGAGUAUAAAAGAAACAGGAAAUAUUGCGUGUCCGAACAAUCUCUCAAAAUAUAAAAGCAAUCUUCACAAUCAUGUUAACGUAAACGUAUACAUGUAACAUUUAGUAUAAAAAGCGUUCAGUCCAAGGAAUGUUCAAAGAAUGCCACAAAGAGUCAUCAUGAGGCACACCUUGUUUCUUCUCGGUAAUGUUAUUAUCGAAUAAAAGUUACUUUCAUGACACUUAGUAGAAUUAAUACUGAUUUACAGGAGUCCUAUGCUGUUUCGGAAUUGGAUAUUCACUUUCAUGGGUGGAUAAAAUGAUAUUUUAUCAGGACUGCGAGAUCUUCCAGAAACCGGACCUUUAUGGUGGCCAAAUCUGUGGCAGCGACGGCAACACUUAUGCCAAUAGCGUGUACCUGGAUUGCGUGAACUAUAGAACCUUCCGUAAUGUGGCAACAAUGCAUUCUGGGCCAUGCAUGCACGCUGACGAAUACUGUAAGGCGAAUCUGUACUAUAAACCAGUGUGCGGAUCGGACGGUAACACUUACACGAAUUUGGAAUCACUUUUGUGCGUUAAUUACAAGCGUUCACAGAGAGUCCUAUGCUGUUUCGGAAUUGGAUAUUCACUUUCAUGGGUGGAUAAAAUGAUAUUUUAUCAGGACUGCGAGAUCUUCCAGAAACCGGACCUUUAUGGUGGCCAAAUCUGUGGCAGCGACGGCAACACUUAUGCCAAUAGCGUGUACCUGGAUUGCGUGAACUAUAGAACCUUCCGUAAUGUGGCAACAAUGCAUUCUGGGCCAUGCAUGCACGCUGACGAAUACUGUAAGGCGAAUCUGUACUAUAAACCAGUGUGCGGAUCGGACGGUAACACUUACACGAAUUUGGAAUCACUUUUGUGCGUUAAUUACAAGCGUUCACAGAAUGUCACGGUUUCGUCCGAGAAUGCCUGCGAGAAUUUGGAUCACUGUUACAGACACGGGAUGGCCUUUUACGGGAACAAUCCCGUUUGCGGCAGCAACGGAUUGACCUAUCAGAACGCGGCGCAGCUCAAGUGUUUGCAACGGCAUAACAGUGACUUGAGGAUUCUGCACGACGGAGGUUGUACCACAUGGGACGUUUACAAAGUUUAUGGAAACAGCGAUAAAGUCUGUGAAAUUGCCAAGACCAGGUACGAAUGGAAUCCUGUAUGCGCCUCCGAUGGACAGACGUACUCCAACCCAUUCGAAUUCCUGUGCUACAUAGCUGAUAUGAAGCGGUUGGUAUCCGAUGACGAGUGUGGUACGAGAACACAGCAAUCUUGUGCUCAGCUCGAGCUCGAUACGACCUCAGAGAACAGCACGGCCUUCACCCCGGAGGACGAGGUUUGCGGAAGCGAUGGCGUCACCUACCAAAGUACUCAUCACCUGCAAUGCUACACCAGACGAAACAAAUAUCUAGUCGAGAGACAUUCUGGACCGUGCUCCGGACCUGACGACAAUCCCUGCGGCUCUAUACCGGAAGAGAACCUUCGUUUCCCUGUAUGCGGAAGCGACAACUACUCUUACGUCAGUCCUGAAGCCCUCUGGUGCGCGCAACUCAGGUUCCCAGAGAAACAUCUGACAUUCGUCCACGACGGUCCUUGCUAGGGGACAGCCGCGUUCUCGCCAUGAUUAAUUCACGUUUUUGAGCAACGUUCAGUUUACGUCACCGAGGAUGAAUGACUUCGGUUCUUCCUUGAAAAUAUUACGUUUUUCUCCUAUUCUUCCCACGAACAUCUGAAACGAAUGUGUAAACAUAAUUUCUAUUCGUUGAAACGGAUCACGUAUUGUACUUACUUUAUUCAGUUGACGUCACUCGCCACGUGGAUACUGCCAUUUUUAUUUCUUCAUCGGUGUCUUUUUUAUCUCCUUUCGUGAUGAACAGCGGGACACCAAAACGUUGUUUUCUUCGUUUACCUCGCGGCCAUGAAUCUGAA